GGAAAAGAACUAGUGGGCUGUUUUUGCGAAUACAACAGUAAAGGAAAACUGGCCCUUAUGCCUUUUGAUUGCAAAGCACUGCGUGAAAAAUUAUGGGAAAAAAAUGCAUUGCAGAUUGCAUCAGCUUUGUCUUCUUUGUUCCCACAGGCACAGCAGCUAACAGAUCUGGAGCAAAAACUAGCAGUUGCAAAAGACGAAUUGGAAAAGGCAGCCCUUGACAAAGAGUCACAGCUGAAAGCUCUGAAGGAGACUGUGCAGAUUUGCCUGUCUUCGGUUCUGCACAGUCAGCCUCCCGCUACGAAUCUAAUCCCUUCAAAACCAGCUGAGAAGCUGACAUCCCCCGUUACAAAGGGCUCAAAAGUUCCAUUUCAAGUGACGAGCACCAAGCGAAAUGCUUCAGCAGAGAAAGAGAAUCUUCACGUGGCCUCCAGAAAGGAAGAAAAUCAGAGCAUCCAGGAGUGCGAUUCUCAAAACGUUGGCAAGACGUGUUUGGGGAAUCGCAAUAAUUCAACAUCUCAUUUGAAGACAGCGGGAACAGAGACGAGCUUUCAGAAGUUGCACAGCCCUCCGUGGACUAAACCUGGAGAUAAAAAAUCACCUGAAAGAAAUGAGAAAAAAUAUGAAGAGUCUGUUAGUACAAAAGAAAAAAAACUCUAA
Messenger RNA from Phaethon lepturus (White-tailed tropicbird), 657 nucleotides. RefSeq names its product leucine zipper protein 2 (gene LUZP2). The annotation marks the transcript as partial. Lineage: Eukaryota; Metazoa; Chordata; Aves; Phaethontiformes; Phaethontidae. The record is from RefSeq and is a predicted model, not a curated record. The transcript has 6 exons.